Molecule: messenger RNA, 1641 nt
Organism: Pelmatolapia mariae (spotted tilapia)
Lineage: Eukaryota; Metazoa; Chordata; Actinopteri; Cichliformes; Cichlidae
Product: ribonuclease P protein subunit p25-like
Exons: 1
Coding region: 231-1061 (276 amino acids)
Biological process (GO): tRNA 5'-leader removal
Cellular component (GO): ribonuclease MRP complex
Molecular function (GO): RNA binding
Source: RefSeq, a predicted model, not a curated record
CUUAAUUUACCAGCAACACAUUUAUCUUGUUUCUGCAGCUCUUUCUUGGAGAGCAUUAAAUCAUUUUUUGAUAGCGCUUUUGAGGAGGAGGUAAUAUGAAGUCUUGAAACUUUACAGCUGUUCACUGGAGAGAGAAAGAGAAGUGCCACAUGCAUAAGAAAAUUAUGUUAAGCUGUGGGAAAAGUGUGUGCCUGGACUAACAUUACGGUGGAUCACUGAGGACUGCACAAAUGUUCACAGCGUUUGGAGUGGUCAGUGGCCAGAACCAGUACCUGAGCAGAGAUGGCGUGAAGCCCCACCCAGGACUGGAGUUGAACAGACCAAUCCAAAUGGAGAAUGGGGUAACUUCAAGCAUGUGCCCUGUUUAUCAAAGCCAAGCCUGUAACAAUGCUGGACAGCCAGGUGGGGUUAAUAAUGUUUCUAGGCCAGUGAAACCAGCACCACUCCCAGUCCCUCCUCCUGCACUCAAAUUAGGGCAAGAAGGAUUCAAAAAAGUGUGCCGAACUGAGGAGGACAGUCCCUGUCCCUUCCCAGGGCUAGCUUCUGGGGUGUUGGAGAUGCGCGUUAAGGAAGGAAGCAAGAUUCGCAAUUUAAUGGGAUUUGCCAUGGCACGGAUGCAAGGAGAGAAGGGAGUAAGUGGGGUAAAUGUGAGUGGUGGUGGGCUCAGACAAGUGGUUUUUACCGGGUCAGGUCGUGCCGUCACAAAGACCAUCACCUGUGCCGAGAUCAUGAAACGGAAAGUGGGCUGUUUGCACCAGCUGACCAAACUCCGGUAUAAGGUUGUAAAAGAAGUGUGGGAGAGUACUGAAGGAGGGACAUCCGAGAUGACAGUGCACAGGACUGUGCCCUCCAUCAGCAUCCUUCUUUCCAAAGAUCCUCUGGAUCCCCAGGAACCAGGCUACCAGCCUCCAGAGACUCUCGGUGCAUUGUGGGAAGAAAGAGAGGGUACCGAACCUGCAACAGCAUCCAAGAGAUCCCUUGGACCUUUGCCAUACACCAGUUUCCCUGACUGUAAGAGAGUGUGUUUAGGGGAAGGAGCCUCAGUCCUUCCUCCUCACUGACUGGCCCAACUGGUGUCACAGUGGAGAGGAUUGAAUCAGAGGCGUUCAUUUGGCACUGCACUCCACUCAAGCACAAUGCUGAGACAAUCAGAACAUCCACUCAGACAGAACAGUGCUUUUUCAGAAGAACUGACUACCAAUUCCAUCCUCCAGAGGUCAGUUUGACUGGGACCUAACAAGCUGCCUCUGGACAUACAGCAUUUACAGGACGUCUUUUGUGGUACGUCCAACAUGGUCUCUCACAUCCAGAAAACUUUGAUGAUGUGUGCUACCAUGCUAAUAUAUGACAUCUAGAAAAAAAUAUUACAUCCUAUUUCACACUAACAAAAGCCAUGAAUUUCAUAGGUUCUAGGUUACUGCUUUCAGUAAACUAUUAACAACCUGUGGACAAAAUCAUUUGUUUGCCUUAUGCUACAGUCAUCUCGGCAACCAUUUUCCCCAUGCUUUUAAAUUUAACCUUUCGGAAUAUAAAACGUAGAUCCGAGUAGACACACACACACGUACGCAAACGCACAUGUGCACACACACAUACACGCACACACACAACCAAAGCCACUGGUGACAUGACAAAUGCACAGCA